Messenger RNA from Syngnathus typhle (broad-nosed pipefish), 4103 nucleotides. Its product is annotated as sodium- and chloride-dependent GABA transporter 2-like. Gene Ontology annotation, biological process: sodium ion transmembrane transport. Lineage: Eukaryota; Metazoa; Chordata; Actinopteri; Syngnathiformes; Syngnathidae. The record is from RefSeq and is a predicted model, not a curated record. The transcript is spliced from 16 exons. The coding region runs from base 247 to 2064 and encodes 605 amino acids. Gene Ontology annotation, cellular component: membrane.
CGGCUGAGGAAAGUGACGUCACGUAUACGCGACGUCACUACACGGGGAAAAAUAAAACAAUGGAGCAAGAGGAGAGAGAGUCCUGUUUUCAAUCUAUUCCCAGAUUGUGUCAGCUAAAGAAAAUAUUAAGACCAGACCAGUGCAUCGUGCUUUCUCUCUUUAUCACAUGUGCAACGCUUGCCACAUGGGCUUGCCCUUAUCACAGCUACACCUACUUGCACUCAGAUGAGGGCCACCUUAAGAUGAAUGAAGUGCCACACACAAAUACAGGCUGCUGACGCUGUGACCGCCUUUAUCAGUGCCAUGGAAAAGCCAAAUGACCCAGAGGUCAAGUUCAAGGCGAAGAAGGAAACCGCCUCUCCUGUCAUUGUGGCCAGAGGACAGUGGUCCAACAAGAUUGAGUUCCUUCUUGCAGUUGCUGGACAAAUCAUUGGACUUGGAAAUGUUUGGCGAUUUCCUUACUUGUGCUACAAGAAUGGAGGCGGAGUCUUUUUUGUCCCUUACGUCCUCUUCCUCUUCACAUGUGGCAUCCCUCUGUUUCUACUGGAGACAGCUCUCGGCCAGUACACCAAACAGGGCGCCAUUACCUGCUGGAAGCAAAUCUGUCCCCUUUUUUCAGGAAUGGGUUAUGGAAGUCAGGUGGUAGUUUUAUACUCCAGCAUCUAUUACAUCGUCAUAUUGGCGUGGGCAUUCUUGUACCUCUUCUCUUCCUUCAGCUCUGAGCUUCUGUGGGCAAGCUGCAGCAACAGCUGGAACACAGACACGUGUGUGGAGUUCAGUCAAAGACGUGUUCUCAACUGGACUGUGGCAGAAAACGCAACAUCCCCUGUGAGGGAGUUUUGGGAGAGAAGAGUACUGAACCUGACGGCAAGUCCCCACGAGAUGGGUAAUGUUCGAUGGGAGUUGGCGCUGUGUCUACUUUUGUCUUGGGUCAUCUGCUACUUUUGCGUGUGGAAAGGAGUGAAGUCCACAGGAAAGGUUGUGUAUUUCACGGCCACGUUUCCGUACUUGAUGUUGGCCGUGCUGCUUGUCCGUGGGCUGACGCUGCCCGGGGCCAUAGAUGGCAUCAAAUUUUACCUCUACCCCGAACCAUCCCGCCUGGCUGAUCCGCAGGUCUGGAUGGACGCCGGCACGCAAAUAUUUUAUUCUUAUGCGAUUUGCAUCGGUUGUUUGACGGCACUUGGAAGUUAUAACAAGUACAACAAUAACUGUUACAAAGACUGCGUCUACUUGUGCCUCCUGAACAGCGGGACCAGUUUUGUGGCCGGUUUUGCAAUCUUCUCAGUUCUUGGAUUCAUGGCUUAUGAGCAAAACACAGACAUAUCCAAAGUAGCGGAAUCAGGUCCCGGCCUGGCCUUCAUCGCUUACCCUCGAGCUGUGGCCAUGAUGCCGUUUCCCCAGAUUUGGGCCAUUUUCUUUUUCAUCAUGAUCAUUCUGCUCGGAUUGGACAGUGAGUUUGUAGGUCUGGAAGCUCUUGCAACCGGCAUUUGUGACCUGAAACCUUCCUUUUUCCACGUCGGCCAUAGACGCAAAUUACUUUUGCUCUUCAUCAGUGUUUUCUGUUUCUUUAUCGGCCUCGUGAUGGUCACUGAAGGUGGAUUGUACGUCUUUCAAUUGUUUGACUAUUACUCCUGCAGCGGGAUGACUCUGCUUCUCUUUGCCAUAUUUCAAUCCGUGUCUGUUGGGUGGGUUUAUGGAGCAGAUCGUUUCUAUGACAACAUUGAGGACAUGAUCGGAUACAGGCCUUUUCCGCUGAUUAAACACUGCUUGAAAUAUGUCACCCCGGUAAUCUGCAUGGGAACAUUUCUCUUCUCCUUGGUGAAAUACAAACCUCUGAAGUUCAACAACACCAUUGAGUAUCCGUGGUGGGGUUAUGCUUUGGGUUGGUGGUUCACUCUGUCUUCCACACUCAACGUUCCUUUAUGGAUGGUGUACAACUUGAUGACCACUCCCGGGACACUUCGUCAGCGCUUCGCCAUCCUUUGCACGCCGUCUGAUCGUUCGGCGCCCAAGAAAGUACUUGAAAUGCAGCACGUAAUGCACAAAUCAGAUGUCAUAUUGUGAAAACACGGAGCACUUCCAUUGAACACUCUGAGGCACAACUUUAACACCAAACCUGACAUUUUUCACAUUCACAUUCAAAACAAGCUGUACCAGGUUAGAAAUAACCUCAGUGCCUCAUUGUUUGCCCAUUCCUAUCCUCCAUUAUUUGAUGGUUUACAUAAAGGGAAUUUAAAAAAUAGGGAAGGUUGUAUAAAGUUUUGCCAAUAGCAACUGCAAUAAUGAAAAUGAUAUGUUCAGCUUUGAAAUGUUUGGUUUUUGAUGGGAUAAAAUCGUCUCUAGUUACCGAGAACAAGAACAUAGAUAAUAACAAACAAAACCAUUUUUAUGAUUUUUUUUAUUACAAAAAUACGGUCAAAUUUAUGACGCUGAUUUUUUAUCAGUACUAUACAACCUCGAACGUGGAAUAAAACAAAAGCGUUGAGUCGUGACAAAAAGACCACGUGUGCACCUCCAGUAGGUGAGCCAACUGCAGUCUUUUUAAAUUCUAUGAAAGUGCCUUUAAAUGAUCACCCCAAAAAUAUGUACUCUCAUGGGAUAUGAAUAUGCUCUAAUUUUUUUCAAAUAUUCAUCACUUUUAAUUUCUACAAUCAAACAUUAUUCCUAAAGUUAUUUUACAAAUUGUCGUAAAAAUUGUUGUGUUUGUUUUUAACAGAAUAAUGUGAUCAUUUGUAGCAUUUGCUCAAUUACUUUAAGCUACCGAUAAAUGCUAAAGUUGCCUUCAUAUGCUCACACACACUGGAUCAUGUGAAUAGAUUUUAAAAACACUGUUAUGAAAGUAGCACACUAGUGGUUCUCACAUCCGCCUCACAGUUUCAAAUUUUGCGGUUUGAACUCUGGCUUCCUCAUGCUUACUGAAAGCAGAAGACAGAAAAAGAACAAAUAUGCUUGAAUGUAGAUUUAGGUAUUUUUCAUUUAUUUUGCCAAUAUUUGCAUAGUUUGUAUUGACUUGCGCAAAUGUGACUGAAAGUAAUCAAAUUAUAUGACUUUGAUAUUGCGAAUCUUGGAUUACAUUGCUGGCUACGUUUUUAACAGGUAACUAGUAAAACAUUUUUAAAAUAACCAUUUUGUUAACAGUAUUCCUAAUCUUUUUUUGUCUUCUUUUAAGAUAAAAAAAUUCUGACUGAUUUGCUUGGAAUUUUGUAAAUUUUGUCAUUUUUGUCAUUGAAUUGACAUGUACGAUCUUUAGAUAAAACUUAGGUGCUGUGAUAUAUAUAUAUAUAAUGUAUAUAUUAUUGUGCCACAUAUUGUAUAUAUUGAUGCAUUAUAUUUGUGAUCAUACAUCACAAUGUAUGAUGGCAAAUAAUUUCUUAAAUUAUGUUCAUUUGAUUAAUUUGAAAUAAAUCAAUAAAGUGAUUACUGGUCCCUUCAACUCUUCUAUCGUUUGUUCUAUCAUUUAAUUUGAUAGUGAUUUUCUUUAUAGUUGCGCAAUAAUGAAGGUGGUUAUUUCAAAUAUAAACAAUAGUUUUAUAAUAGUGACAGUUAAGAGAAUGGAACAAAAUUAGUUUGAGGAAAAUUAGAAAAAGAUUUCCAUCUACCGUUCCAAAUUAAACCGACCAUUAAAGGAAGACCCAAUUUCGUGAAUGCAAAUGUUUAUUUAUGCUUUCUGAAGUGCAGAAACUGUAUACAAAUACAAAAAAUACAUAUAACACUGUAACAAUGGUACCUUACAUCAUUUCUGCCUGUAAGUGUUUGUUUUGCUUCAAUGCCAAGUUCAAACAUGAAACACAAGUGUGAUUGCAUGUAAACGUGAAGGAAAAACCCGUAGCUUCCGUUCAAAACCAAUUAUGAAAGUGCUUCUUUUGUUUGGUUUUAUCUAUUUAUGCCAAUUAUGCACUUUGUUUUGUGUGGGGUGUUAUAACGAUAGAAAAGUACUUCAUGCCCACAUUCACUGUCGAAAAUGAUUAUAGUCAUUUCAAAAUGAAUUAAUAUUACCACUCGCACAAUGAUAUGCAACAUAUUUAAGACUGUUAAGGUUUUUAGUUUUUAACAUAUCAAUGUUUCUAAAACAUCUCAAAAUUAUUGUCUGGUACUUUCCCAGA